Messenger RNA from Caenorhabditis sp. 36 PRJEB53466, 559 nucleotides. NCBI's taxonomy places the organism in Eukaryota, Metazoa, Nematoda, Chromadorea, Rhabditida, Rhabditidae. The record is from the annotation of a GenBank genome assembly.
AUGGCUUCUUCAUUGGUUAGAACCGCUUUGCUCGCCUACCGUAAUCCGAUUAGGUCAGGAUUACUGUAGGCGAUGCAUAUUUACUAAUGUCCUUCUAUUUUCAGGUUUCUGAGAAGAACAAUGUCUGAAGUAGACAAGGCCCAACUGGCCGCCAUCAACAAGGAUGUUCAGGCCAAUGAUACCAUUUUCGGCAAGAUCAUCCGAAAGGAAAUUCCCGCCAAGAUUAUCUACGAGGACGACGAGGCUCUCGCCUUCCACGACGUUUCUCCGCAAGCUCCCGUCCACUUCCUUGUGAUCCCGAAACGUCGCAUUAACAUGCUCGAGAAUGCCGUCGAUUCAGAUGCCGCACUUAUCGGAAAACUGAUGAUUACUGCUUCCAAAGUAGGAUUUGUGCAGUGAAAUCUUGCAAUUCUGUUCCUAUGUUCAGGUGGCGAAGCAGCUCAAUCUGGCCGACGGAUACCGCGUCGUAGUAAACAACGGAAAAGACGGCGCGCAGUCAGUCUUCCACCUCCAUCUUCAUAUUCUCGGAGGUCGCCAACUCCAGUGGCCACCUGGAUAA